GUACCAAAGGCAAAAUAUGGUUGACAUGAGAUGACAUUUCUGUCACAAACGGCAUAGUAACAGGACAAAAAGGGAGGAGAAGUUAAGCAAGGGGGCAGACACUCAGGCUAUAUAAUGGGUCCCCGCCCUUGGUCGGCAAGUUUUCUCUGAUCACCACAAGAGUACUGCACGUCUCCGUCAGCACCUGACUUCCGCCAGUUCUUUGCCAUGAUGAAUGUACUUGGAGUCGUUGCCUGCUUCUGUACCCUGGCCCUUACUUCAGGGCAGGGGUUGGGAGCAGGAGCACCUGUUGAUCCAGCUGCUUCAGCAGCCGUUGGCAGCAACCUGCUGGGCACCAACGCUCUUCUAGCCUACACCGCCAUGGACGCCAACCCCCUGCGGUUGGCCAUGUUGCCGUAUCUGCAGAACUUUGGUCCCGUUGCGUCUUCUUACUUCGCCAGGGGCGGCUUCGACAAGUUCUACAAUGCCCUCAUGAGCGACACCAUCAACAACAUGCUCUCGCAGUCCAUGGGUGUCAGUCCGCUUGUCUCCAGUUUUCUCACCAACAACAUCGUGGACACGCCGGAUAAGUACAUCAUGACCAACCUCUUGCUGGGUAACCGCCGACCUGGAGCCGUGGGCGACGCUGGAAGCAACAGCAACAGAUCUCUCCUCUGAGUCUUGCGUUGCUGAGUGGAAUGUCAUAACAACGCACCCAGAGCGCACAACUCUGACAUUGACAAUUUCUUUUCUGAAAUGAGAAAAGAAGUCUGUUUUUGAAGAGAAGCAUGCGAGAGACUUCGACCGACUUCUUUAUUGAGCAAACAUUUUGGUUUGCUUCGAUGGGGAAAUUAUACAUGUAACAAAAACCAACAAUACCUAUAAAAACAUUACCUUUUACAUACUAAUAUUUCCACUUGUCCAUUUUAAUGUUUUUGAUGAAGCAUUCGAGAAAGAGAGAGAGAAAAGGAAAAGAGAGAGCGAGAGCAUGAUAUGAAUUAUUAUUCAUUCAUUUUCUUCAAAAUUAAAAAAGAACUUGAGGUGGAGGAAUUCCGCUUUCUCGGGUUCCGGCAGACAACUAGCAUCAACAAUGCACCUCCGCCAAGUAAAGCGCCGAUAUCAACGUUCUGUACCCGCUUUUGAUUUUAAAAGAUUUUGAACUUUUUUCAUUGACACGAGACAGAUUGUCGUGUGGAUCCAAUGCUUUUGUUUGUAUCAAUGUUUAUCCAAAAUUAUGUUGAUGUUUACUUUGUCAGCUUUCAGGAUUGUUGCACUUAUUCUUCUAUUUGGUUUACCGACAAUACUUUGUAUGUCCCGCCUGCCAUUUACUGGCACAGUGAGAAAAAACAAACAAAACCAAUGACUAGCAGCAACAGAUAUCUCCUUUUUCAUGUGUGUCUUAAUCCAUGUAUAUAUCCUGUAGUUUUUGCUUCUUGUAAUAUUUAAAAUGUUAUCGCAAUUGCAUUUUUAUUAAAAUUAAUUGAAAAUUA
Messenger RNA from Pomacea canaliculata, 1469 nucleotides. RefSeq lists its product as uncharacterized. The record is from RefSeq and is a predicted model, not a curated record. The coding region runs from base 208 to 657 and encodes 149 amino acids. The transcript has 3 exons. Lineage: Eukaryota; Metazoa; Mollusca; Gastropoda; Architaenioglossa; Ampullariidae.